GUGCAGGUGCAGAAGCGGGAGAUGGGGGCUUCCAGGCGGGUAACGUUAGAACGUGAUGACAGCGGAUAAAACGGAACAUAAUAAGUUUACCACUGCAUUUAUAAUGCAAAGUAGAAGGGAGACUUUCACUUGCUGAACGACAUGAGGUUGAUUAAAUCUGUGCAAGGCGCCUCAUAAAGCCACUUGGCAUAUCUGAAACCGAAUGAAAUGAUAAGCAGCCGGAGUGCAACAGAUUACCGGUCUGGCUUAGGGGAUCAUGGCUACUCCAGUGAGACUCAGCGGCCAGCUGAGAUUCAGAAACUCCUUGUGGAAUUCCGGACCCUUUACCACGAGCGCCUUCGACGCAUUGACCAAUCGGAUGACAGCCAGGAGGAGGCUCUGCAGAGUAAGGUGGGCGUGCUGCAGUCGUUUGUGCGGGACCUGAGUGAGCAGAAUGAGGUUCUGAUCCAGGCGCUGGAGGCUGAGGAGGCGGAGGGCCGGGCGGUGGAGGGGAGAACAGCCAACCUGCACAAAGAGCUGGAGCGGCGCCUAUCCUUGGCUCUGUGCCCGAUGCCAGUGGACCUCGCGGGAACCACGGCAACGUUCCUCCGGACCCCUGGAGAAAUGGCAGACCAUUACAGGGAUGCGCAGACACACCUGUCUACCCAGGAUGCUAUACUUCAGCAGCUCAAAGAGGCCUGUCUAUCUCAGCAGGAAGCCCAGGUUAAAGUGGAGGAGCGUGAAGCCCAGGUCCAGGAGCUGCAGGACACCAUCACAGAGCUGCACCAGGAGAUGACCAGGAAGGACCAGGACAAGCUGACACAGCUGCAGGAGCUCCACCAGCUGGAGAGCAGGGUGAAGCAGCUCACUGACCAGGUCAGGAGCUCUGAGGAGACCAUUGGCCAGCUGAGACAGGAGGUGGCUGUUAGAGUGGGCAUCAGCAGCACAACCCUGUCUGGGGACGGGAGUACUACUGACCCUACAGGAUCCAGUCCAGUCCCACAUCUUACAGAACAGAGGAGCAGAGAACUGCUGAAGACUGAGUUAUCGCGUCGGGACGCAACCAUCCAGAGGCUCCGGCGAGAUCUGCUGCUCUCCCACCAGGCCCGUGACUCCCAGUCUGCUCAGCUGGAUGUCCAUGGGCAGAGGAUCUCUCAGCUGCAGACAGAGCUACAGGAGAGCCAACUGGAGCUCCAGAGGGGACACAGCCGAAGAGAGCAGCAGCAGAGGGACCUGCAGACCCAGACACAGCAGGCAGAGGAGCUCCACACUCAGCUGGCUGAGGUCAAAGGGCGUCUUGUGCAGGUGGAGGGAGAAAAUGAGGCACUCAUGGGAUAUAAGCGGGAGCAGGGAGCCGAGGUGGAAAGGCUGGCAGUGGUGGUGUGUUCUCUGCAGAGCUCUGCCAGGGACAGAGAGGGCACAGAGAGUGCCCAGGCCGAGCGGAGGCGUGUGGACCUGGAGGGGGAGCUGACAGAGACCCGUGUCCAGCUCACGGAGUGCCAGGACAGGCUACAGGAAGCCAGGAGGAGGGCUGAGGAGCAGACCCAGAAGUGUCAGGCCAAGGUGUCCAGUCUGAAGAGCCAGCAUGGCUGUGUUAGUCAGCAGCUGCAGGACAGGAGUGCUGAGGUGCAGAGGCUCCAGAAGUCAUUGGCUGAGCUACAUGGGCGAGAGAUGGAGUGGGAGAGAGAGACAUCUGCCCUGCAGGGCCAGCUGGGCCGUGCCAGAGAGGAGCUCCACAGCGCCAUCCUCAGGAGGCAGGCACAGCAGCAGAAGGAAGAGCUGUUUGGUGAGCUGCAGAGGGAGGUGGACAGACUGAAGAAUGAGAGACAGGAGAUGCGAAAAAAGCUUUGUGGUAGAGAAGAGGAGCUGAAGAAGCUGAGAGACGAGCAGCAUCAGCUCAAGGACAAGGUGAGGGAGAGCGAUGUGCAGGCUGUGUGGCUGCAGAGCCAGGCAGACGUGGUGGGUCGGGAGCUGUGGGAGGAGAGUGCCCAGCGGGACAGGGAGCUGUGGGAGUGGAGGGACCGCUACCAUGCUGUCUCAGAGGGACUGCGGCUGAGGGAGGCUGGGCUUGAGGAGGUGCAGAGGGCCAGGGACACGGCCCUCAAAAGCCUGAGACUACAGGAGGAGAAGACCCACAGUCUGGGGGCCCAGAGGCAGGAGCUGCAGCACAGCCUGGACGGCCUACAGGACAGGCUUGCCCAGAAGGAGGAGAUGGUCGUGGCUCUCAGAGUGAAGCUGCAGGACCAUGAAGAAGACGCCCGUGUUCUCCGCCAACAGCUGCUCUCCUCCCAAGAUGCACUGCAGCAAGUUACUGCCGAGCUGAGGUCAUGUAAACGAGAGAGGGAGAAGCAGGAUAGCCAGUGUGUGGAGACAGAGGAGAGACUGGCUGAGAUCAGAGCUGAUCUGGUCCAACUACAGCAGCAGUAUACCACCUGCUAUGCCCAGCUGGUCCAGGAGGAGGCUGGGGUGGGCAGGCUGAGGGAGGAGCUGCGUGAGGUGAGGGAACAGAGGGACAGACUGGCCUUUCAGGUGACAGAGAACCAGGACCUGAGCCAUGACCUGGACCUGCUCAGUGAGAAACACAAGGCUGCACAGCACGAGGUGAUCAACAGGGAUGAGACAGUGCUGAGACUGACCACAGAACUGAGGACUGCCCAGGAACACCUGAAAUCAGCUCAGGAUGAGCUGUCAGUGCAGGCUCAGCAGGAGCAGGCCCUUGGAGAGGAGGUGCAGAGGCUGCAGAAGGAGGUGAGCUGUCUCCAGGGCAGCCUGAGUCAGAGAGAGGAGGACAUGGAGUCACAACUACAGACAACUGGCCAGCUACAGCAGGAGAGGGACAGCCUGCUCACACAGCGGGACAACCAGCAGGGGGCAGUGUGUGUUCUGCGUGGGGAGCUGCAGCGGUGGCAGGCGGAGGCCCGGGCUCAGCAGGAGAGCAGGGAGGAGGAGGUGUUGGGGCUGAGGGCUGAGCUACAGGAGACCCAGGGCAGGCUGCAGCAGUGUAGAGCAACCAUGAAGCACCUCCGCUCUGACCUGGAGCAGGCCCAGAGACAUACCAGGCAGGCAGAGGAGGAGGCAACUGAUAGGGAGAACCGUCUGCGGGGCCAGGAGGCAGAGUUGUCCAGGCUGAGGGCUGUGCUGCAGGAGGCUGAGAGCAGAGCAGCGGACACAGAGACCAGGCUGCAGGCCCUGACCCAGUCCCUGGAGCUGUACAGGGCAAAGUACCAGGCCUGCCUCACCAAGAUCUCCCAGCAGGACAGCACUCUACAGGCCCAGGACGAGGAUCUGAAGGAAGCCAGGGCUCAGGUGGUGGAGCGGGACGAGCAUGUGUUGCGUCUGUGUGCCCAGGCGUUGGUGUUGCAGGGGGAGCUGAAGGCCCACAGUGCCCAGCUGGAGAGCGGGGAUGACGCCCUGAGUGCCCUGAGCCAGCACCUCCGAGACACCCAGAGAGACCUGGAGUCCAGCCGCAAACACAGCCAGGAGUGUGAGAUGGUCAUCAGCACUAUGAGAGACAGCACCGCCGCACUGAGACAACAGGUGGAGGAACAGGAGGAGAGUGUGGUGAAGAGCCAAGCUGAUUUCUCUGUCUACAGAGCCACUCACAUCCACUCUGACUCAGACUACGACUCGCAGCUCUGCCGUAUCCAGGAACUACAACAGGCAUUCUCCCAGACCGUGGAGCAGUGUGCCCAGGGUAGCCAGGACCUCAGUGUGUGCCAGUCGGAGGUUCGUCAGCUGAGAGAGGAGGUGUCCAGACUCACCCAGCUCAAGGACAGCAGUGUGGCAGAGGUGCUGUGGCUGCAAGAGGCUGGGAGGCAGCUCCAGGCAGAGACCAUGAUGGAGGGCCAGCGCAGGCUGGAGGAGGUGGGUGCUCAAGAGCAGAGGGCUGCCAGGCUGGAGCAGGACCUGCAGGCCGCCCACACCCAGUGUGCCAAGAGACAGCAGGCGGUGCAGAAGCGGGAUAACCUCCUGAGGCGUUCGGAGGCUGACCUGCUGGAGGCCCGGGAGACUCUGAGGAGUCGGGCUGUGGAGGUGGAGCGGCAGGCGGCUGCAGCCAGGGGCCUGGAGGCUGACGUCCAGAGGGCCAGGAGGGAAGGACAGCAGAGAGAGGCAGAGUGUGGCUCUCUCAGGACCCAGCUGAUGACCCUCACGGAGGAACUAAAGGAGGCCCAGGGACGCUGCAGGGACACAGCACAGGAGCUGGCUCGUCAGGAGGAGAAGGUGUUGCUGGUGGAGGGGGGGCAGCAUCGGGCACAGGAACACCUGGCAGAGCGGGUGGCAGAGGUGGUGAGGGCAGAGCAGGCCCAGAGAAAGCUACAGGCAGAGCUACGCACCUUAAAGGAGAGACUCUGCACCACAGAACAUGAGCUGCAGGGCUACAGGACCCAGGUGGAGAGUCUGAAGAAGGAGGCAGGGGAGAGCAGGCAGGCCCAGCUCAGUGCUCAGCAGGAGGCCAACACACACCGGAAGGGGGUUCAGCAGCUAGAGGCAGAGCUGACCAGCACCAAGGACACACUCAGGACUCUACAGCAGCAGCUGCAGGAGCAGGCUGAUGCCAGCCGGGCACUGCGGGCAGAGCUGUCCCAGGAGCAGGACAGGCAGCAGGAGCUGCAGGAGAGGAACCAGGGGGCCAGGGAGAGAGAGGCCCAGCUGGAGUCAGAGAGAGACCAGCUCAGAACCAACCUGGAAGCAGCUCACAGCCAGCUGAAGGAGCGGGAGAGGACUGUGGGGUGCCUGCAGGAGCGUGUGGUAGAGCUGCAGAGCACCACCCAGAGGCGGCAGGAGGAACAGACAGCCUGCCAGGCUCAGCUGCAGCAGUGCAGGAGGGAGCUGGAGAGCAGGGAGGGCCAGAGCCAGAGCCACAGCCAAGAGAUGAGUGUCCUUCAGGAGACAGUGUCCAGGCUGAGGGAGUGUGUAGAGGAGGCCCAGGCCAACAGCAGGCAGGGGACCAGGGACACAGCAGCAGCACAACACAGCCUCAGAGAGCUGAGACUGGAGCUGGCCUCCACCCAGGCUUCCCAUAGAGAGAGCAUGGAGCUGAUGGCUGAGCAGAGUGGUGAGGCUGCAGGUCUACGUAGUGAGCUGUCCCGCCUGCAGCAGAGGAGCUCCCAGCUGUCAGAGGAGAGAGGGGGCCAGGAGGAGAGGAACAGGCAGCUGGCUGCAGAGCUCCACAGACUACGCACUGCCAGCAGACAGUCACUGGACGAGACUCGGUCCUGUGAGGGCAGGCUGGCAGAGCUGAGUGCCCAGCUGGGGAGGUCUCAGCGCUGGGGCCAGGAGCAGCUGGUAGCCCUGGAGGUCCAGGAGGAGGAGGUGGUGCUGAUGAAAGUGGAGAUGGCUUCUCUCAGGGAGAACUACCAUGUCAAGGUGGCCCAGGUGGAUGCCUUACACUCACAGCUCCAUUCCAUGGAGCACAAGUACAGCACAGCAGCUAAUGAGGUGGAGGUGUUGCGCCAGUCUCUGGGUAACGCUCGUUCAGACAGUUCUCUUCUACACAGGGAGAGUGAGCUGGUGGUAACCAACGUCAACCAGUGGGUGAAGGAGCAGAAGCAAGGCAAUGAAAAACUGAACUUCAAGAUCAAAGACCAGAGCAAAAAGAUCAUCCAUCUCACUGCAGAGAAGGAUCACCUGCAGGAGAGUGUGGAGGGUCUGCAGGAGGAGAUGAAGAGGCUGAAGGCUGAGCUGGAUGAGAGCAGGAUUGAAGCCGAGAGGUUCAGGGCCUCUCAAGCCAGUAUGAGUGACCAGCGCCAGCGCAGUGCCCUGGCCAGACUUCCUGUCCAGCUGCUCCACACAGAAUCUGCUCUGACUGCGAGAGGAGCUUUGAGUGGUCAGGGAGACAACCUGUGGAGGAGGAAAACUCUGGCUGCCAAUCUGCAUCUGCGCUAGCCCCAGACGCAGCCUGUGCCUGCCUGGCAGGAAGGGGGGCCACGUUUGCUGCGGAGGUGGCCAGAAGAGUGGCCCUUAGGGCCCUGGAGCGCAGACCCCUGCCAUGUGGCCACCACCAUUGGAGCAGACCCGCUCUCUCAGCUGGAACGGGCCACGCCCUACACAUCUCAGGGAGGGACACUGGUGGGUGCUAGUAUGAACCAAUGAGAAGGGAAGUACAGGUAGUUAUUAUGACUCAAGAGAAUACAGCACACAAAUAUAUAUAUUUGAUUUGUAGUUUGAUAGAUAUGAAUACAUGAUUGUUUUAUAUUUAAGAUUAUUUAAUGAGAAUACUAAACUUGAAUAAUUUAAUUUCUUUGGUAUUUUCAGUAUAUCCUUUUUUUCCCUAAAUCUUAUCUUUGUGGCACAAUAUGUUCCCUUUCCUGUGUUCUCGAUUACUUAUUGUGAUUUUGUGGCACUACUACCUUUGCCUUAGGAAUUUAUUGAGAAAUCGGCUCAGUACUUAGAUUGUAAUUUACAACUUUAUGUAUGAAUGUACAGAAAAUCUGUUGUGAAUAAGUAGACAAUCAUAAUGUAGAACUGGGCUGAAAGAGUAAUGGUAAGAGAUUACAAUCUUACCUGUACAGUAUCUGGGUCCUUCCACCAAUUCGGUGCCUUUUUAGAAGUGUAACUUGUGAUUUCACAAAAUGUUGACAUUCUGUCCUAAAGAGCACAUGUUCAACACGUUGCCAUCUCAAGAGGUUAAAUAAAAAAAUUACUAUAGUUAGUGCCUAUUAAGUACCGAAUAAAUUCUCUGGGUUGAUCAUAUCAGGGUUGACCGUAACAGGGUUGAUCGUAUCAGGGUUGACAAUCUCGUCUUAAAUCAGCCAUAAAUCCCCUCGUGACAGUGGGAAUGGAAGCUUGUUGUGUGCAACAGGGAGUGGCAAUUGAAUGCAAGCUUCACACAAAAAAAAAUCGAAUUGCUUAAACAUUUCUAGCCUGUCUAUCUAUGGGUAACAGGGUUAUUCGUGUUAUGCUCGACCCGUUAGUUUUCUAUCACAAAACAGAAAAUGGCCGAACAAGUAGAACCAGCUCACCUGCUUUUACACUAUGAUUUAACUAUUUGAUGUUCAAGGUUUCUCUUGUAAAGGAAUAGUUUCAACAUAUUCAAACGAGAGGGUUGACCUUAAAAUGAGGGACAGAUGUAAAUGAAUCACUAAUCAAAUGAAAUAAAUAUCUUCAGAAAUGACUGAAUAGCUAGAGAUUUACAAUGGAGAAAUGUUUGGAUUAAAUGGGUUGAAGUCUUCCUAGAAGUGACACAGGGUUGGUACUUCAGCAAGCCUUUAUUCAUAUUAAAAAUCUGAUUUAUUGAAUUCUCCAUGUGGUCUAUAUUAAAGGGCACUUCAUUGAAUAUAACAGGCUUUUAAAAUCGAUAUUGGUGGACAAUUUCUAUUUAAAAUAUCAAAAGGCACUCUUCGUGGAAUGACCCAUCUGACAAAUACUUGUAUCUAUCCAUUCAGGGUUUUGAGUUUCAUUUACAUUUUUAUAUAAACCUAGAAAGAAAGAAUCAGAAAAAAAGUGUCCAGCCUUUUAUUGUGGUUUGAGAAAUAGUCCUGCUUAUUUCUGUGGUUGUCAAAUGAUGACUUGAUGUCUAGAUAAAAGUCCUAUAAAUGUA
Molecule: messenger RNA, 7519 nt
Organism: Salvelinus fontinalis (brook trout)
Lineage: Eukaryota; Metazoa; Chordata; Actinopteri; Salmoniformes; Salmonidae
Product: centrosome-associated protein CEP250-like
Exons: 42
Coding region: 208-5865 (1885 amino acids)
Biological process (GO): spermatogenesis
Source: RefSeq, a predicted model, not a curated record